Molecule: messenger RNA, 900 nt
Organism: Cyphellophora attinorum
Lineage: Eukaryota; Fungi; Ascomycota; Eurotiomycetes; Chaetothyriales; Cyphellophoraceae
Product: 3-oxoacyl-[acyl-carrier-protein] FabG
Exons: 2
Coding region: 1-900 (299 amino acids)
Source: RefSeq, a predicted model, not a curated record
AUGACCACCAACGGCUCAACUAAUGGUGCCGCCAAUGGCGACGCCAAGCACUAUGUUACUCGCAGAGGCCGCCUGGCAGGCAAGAAUGCUUUCAUCACUGGUGGUGCCGGCGGCAUCGGUCUCGAGACAACAAUUCUCUUCCUCCAGGAAGGCGCCUCUGUUAUUCUCGCCGACAUCAACACCAAAGCACUGGACACCGCCAUGACCAAAAUCCAGGACAUCGUCGGUGAGCAGACAGCGAGCAAAGCCAAAACGGUUCAAUGCGAUGUUACCAAUGAGUCCUCAGUGGAAGCCGCCAUUGCCGCCGCCGACGAAUGGGGUGGUGUCGACAUCGUCUUCAACAACGCUGGAAUCAUGCAUGGGGACGACGCUGACGCAAUCGACACAUCGGAGAAGAUCUGGGACUUGACGCAGGCCAUCAACGUCAAGGGAGUAUGGUAUGGAUCCAAGCACGCUGUUCUCUCGAUGCGCAAGCACAAGAAGACAAAGGGCUCCGUCAUCAACACCGCUUCAUUCGUUGCGCUCAUGGGUGCCGCCACACCUCAGCUCGCAUACACUGCCUCGAAAGGAGCCGUCCUGGCCAUGACCCGCGAACUCGCCAUGGUGCACGCUCGCGAGAACAUUCGUUUCAACUCUCUCUGCCCCGGUCCUCUCAACACACCUCUACUACAGGACUGGCUGGGCGACGAUCAAGCCAAGCGACAUCGCCGCGAGGUGCACUUCCCGUCCGGCCGCUUCGGCGAGGCGAUCGAGCAGGCCCAGGCUGUCCUCUUCCUAGCCAGCGAUGAGAGUAGCUUCGUGAACGCUACGGAUUUCGUUGUCGACGGCGGUCUAAGCAAGGCGUACGUUACGGCAGAAGGCCCUGCCCCAGCAGGUCCGAAGAAUCAGGUUUCGACUUGA